This is a messenger RNA of Nezara viridula (southern green stink bug), 4302 nucleotides long. The record is from the annotation of a GenBank genome assembly. NCBI's taxonomy places the organism in Eukaryota, Metazoa, Arthropoda, Insecta, Hemiptera, Pentatomidae.
AAUAGAGCCACAUGGCUCAUUCUAUUUAAUUUUUAAUUCCGAUAGUUUUUAUUUUAGCUAUUUAAAAUGAACCGAAAAGAAUUUGAGUAUGAUUGCGAUUUUCGUAUUACCCGAAAUAAGAACUUGGAGUCUUUUUAUCAGAAUUUUUCCAAGUUUGAUGUAAGUUAAUUAUACUUACGAAUUACUGAUAACUUGUUUCGUUGAAUAUUAAAAGCUUCUGUGAAGGAAAAUAAUGGUUGGGAAUUGUAUUUCAUAUUGCGACCAGAGUUAUUCCGGAAUAUUGAAGGAAAAACACGCUGAAGCUAUGGAAGUUUCACCUACCACUCCACCAUCAGCAUAUCUUCCAUCAUUUUUACUAGGAGACAGUGAAGUAUCAGAGGAAGCUAGGUCCAGAAUUGGUGGAAGGGAAACGCACAAUGUCAGUCCUCCUGGAUUUAAAACUUUUUCACCAAUUAGGACUGAAUUCAAUAGAAGUACUAAAGUACGUCUAAAUGGACCUCCCACUCAAAGUUUAUUUGAUGAAACAGAAUCUCCUACAAAAUUGAACAAUUCGGUCAUCUCGCCUGGAUGGGUUACAAGUUUAGGAAGUAGGAGUGGAGGGGAAAACAGCUUCAAAGAUGAAGAUGGUCUCUGGGUUGUUGUAUUUGGUUUCACACCUGCAGCUGCCUCUCAUAUUUUUAACAUGUUUAACCAGUGUGGCCGUGUGGUUGAACAUUCAUAUCCCCCCAAUGGUGGUAACUGGAUGAUGAUUCGGUACGAAGAUAGAGCUGGGGUAAGAAAAGCCCUUGGAUUCAACACAAGAGUUGUGGCUGGAAAUAUUAUGCUUGGGGUGACGGAAAGGAGGAGAAUUCCAGAAUUGAGAAUCACAGAAGCUGAGAAAGAAAUUGUUAACUCGAGUAUAGUGACAUCACCUCUCAACACCUCUCGCGUUAGGCAUCUUGGCCCUUCUAAACAGCCUCUGGCACAAAUUGACGAAAAUAUUCCAAAGAAAGAUAAUUCUGUUAUGUCUCGUGCAAUGGAUCUUCUUUUUGGAUGGUGAUUUAAAGAACAAGGACAUAUGACUUUAUUAAAGUUUGAGAAAACAAGAACUUGAAGUGAUUGUUUUUAAGAAUGUAUAUAUAUAUAUGUGUACGUUAUUUUGUUGUUAUGGACUAUUGUAUUGUUAUUUAAAAUUAAUAUUGCUCAAGUUAUUAUUAGUGGACUGACCAAUUAAUCACAUAAUGUUUCCUUUUAAUUUCAUUCAAAGGAAGCAGAACCGCUUGUAGGCGGUAUAAAUUAUAGCAUAAAAUUAAAAAUAAAGCUAGCUUUUAAUAGCUGGAACUGAAACUUAAAUUAACUUUACAAAAUGGAAACAAUACCACAUCAUUGAUAAAAUAAUUCAAACUGUAUUUAUUUAAGUAAAAAGAUUAUAUAAAACUGUUUUUUUGUUUUUUUUAUAUUGACAUUUAUUUAGAAACGAUCAGUCUUUUUCUAACAAUGUAACAUAUAUUUAACUAAACUCUUAACGCUAGUAAUGCAAUGAUCUAUUUUUGAGAUCAGUGAAUACAAAAAUCAAAAUGUUGAUAAACUGAAUACAAUCAUGGUGCUAAUGAGAAAUAAAAAUCUAUUUCAGUUGUUUACUGAAAACAACUAUUUAACAAAUAAUUAGGAUUGGUCAAGGUGCUUGUAACAUUUGUAACAACAAAGUACAUUAUGUUUGUCUCUGCUAGUUUCUUCUAGUUUGUCAAGAAUCAGUAAAUCACUGAUUGGUAAUUUAUAAGAUACAUCAUUAUUUGAUAUAACCUUUUAAUAUUAAAAACUUAAAUAUUAACAACUCACAGCCAAAAUACAAUUAAAUGAAGGAACAUUAAAACAUACAUAAAUGGAUUUAAACCACUUUGAAAAUAUUCUCUUUUUCUACUAAAGAAAUAAGCUUAGCAAAAUUUUCAUAUUUACAAAGAACAUCUAAGUUACCAAGUAUAAUCAAUUUUCUUUUGGCCCUUGUUACUGCCACAUUCAUUCGAUUCCAGUCACCAAGAAUAUCUUUUCCCUAAAAAAUUAGAUGUCAUUAUAUUUUAAAUGAAUUUAUUAUAUUGCGUUAAAGAUGUCAUAGAAAGAGCAUUAGCCAGUCAAUUAUUAAUAUAACUAAGCCAUUGUAUACAAUUAAAGUUUAAAUACUGUAAAUAUUUUAAUGAAACAACCUUAAGUUGAUCAUAAGGAGCAUCUUUUUUGCCAAAUAUACAUACCGUAGACUGUUUGCACCUGGUUGUUGAAAAAAUAAUGAUGUCCUUAUCCCUUCCCUGAUAUUGAUCAACUGUAUUCACUUCUAUACUAUCUUCAAUGGAAGACCUUAGCAGUAAAACCUGGCGGUUGUAUGGAGCUAUUACGCCAAUCGAUUCACCUUCCACUCCUCCCUGUUAUAGUAAAUGCAAAAUUAAUAUUAUUAUUAACUUUUUUUUUUUUUGUAAAUAAAGUAUAUUCAGUAAUAAGUAAGUAAAUGUGUAUAGAAUAAAAUAUAUUCAAUGAUUAAGUCAAGAUAAAUGCAGCCUUACCAUUAACAGUCCUGAUUUUCAUUCAGUAAAAACCUUCAUAUAUCCAACAAGAACAUUCAAACAAAUAACUAGAUGGUGUGUUAAAUUUGUAUUAUAGUUGUUGUAAGUAAACUCAAUCACUGAUUUUAAAACUCUUUAAUCUUCGCAAAAAUACAUAAACCCAAAUUAGAUAAAAUAGUUUGAUCACAACGCUUUAUGGUAGGUUAGAGGCAAAGCAACAAAAAAGGGUACAAAUUCUUUCUUCUACGGAGGAUUCCAGAAAUAAAAAGCUUGUUCAAUAUUGAUAGAAGGGACAAAUGGAUUGAAUCAGAGAAUGAUCAAGUGUGUUUAGUCACAAUGCUUUGAAGCCAUUUCAUUCCAGGCAGUAACCUAAUAUAAAUUCCCACAAUGUUUCCAAGGUACUUUGGUUUUAUCAAAUCUCAUUGUAUGUGAGAUAGUUACGCAAAUUCAUUAAUUAAGCGUAACAUAAAUAAAAGUAAGGUUUUAAUUAAGAUUUACAUGGAUUUAUUGAUAGACAAUUCUAUAUAAAUUUAUAAUUCCAUCUAUGAGAAACUUGCAACCAACCCUAUUUGGCACCUAUCUUACUACCGAACUAUGACAAAAGAAUUUAAUAAUAAGUGUUUUUAUCAAAUUGAUUCCUUACGAUAUUUAUUAAAAACAUUGUAUUUUUAAUUAAUGUUUUUAAUAUAUAUUAAAAUGCAUCAAUUUGAUAAAAAUAUUUAUUAAAUGUACAAGUUUGAAAUAAUAAAUCAAAUUUAAAAUAUUUAUUUAAAAAUUAGAAUAACUGAAUAUUUAUUCGUAUACUAGACAGGACACUUUCUAUUUUGAAUCUGAGAGUAAGAUUAUUGGAAAAAGAAAACGUACGUAUUUCAGUAAUAAUUUCACAUUUUAUAAUAACGAGCUAAUAUUAUUAAGAAUGAUGUAGAGAUGGUUGACCAUGAUAUAAUACGAGAAUUGCACCCCUCGACCAAUUCCUUCUCAUAAUAUUAUUAAGAUUAUAGGGGUCGCGGUCAUUGAGUAAGUUAAGGCGCCUGCAAAAAUUGUAUGCUACGAGUUUAAACUCCAUUCCCGGGAUUAAAUAACAAAAAAAAAAAACAUGUAAAUAAUUAAUAAUAAUAUGUAUGGGGACGGUAACGUCCCCGACUCUGGGACUUACAGACUUGAGAGCAACCACUGUGUCUAAUAACAUAGCUCCUUUGGUCCUCCAGACUUUGGGUGUUGGGCAAAGGGCUAAUAACCCUAUCCCGUAAAAAACAACAGAAUAGAGACGUAUGCAAAAGGUUGCCAACCAUCCUGAUGAAGGGGGAGUGAUUGUGAUCAUGUCCGGUUAUUAUAAACCAUGCGCUCCCUGGAUAUCAUCUACAUAAGAAGAGAAUCAAACAAUUACAGCUUAUCGCCUAGAACAGCCCCAAUGUUGCCAGAAGACUAAUGGCGGAAGGCAAAAGAGUCAAGAGGCAUUUAAAAGAAAAAAAAAAAUUAUACCAAUAAUAAGUCUAACUUACUUCUUGCGUGCUUACAAGGUUUUAGAGGUCAGUUACUGAUAUAUAAUUAAAACAUUAUCCUAAAUUGGAAGCAUACCUUUAUAAGAGCAUCAACAAUCUGUGAAAUGAUUUUAGCUUCCUCUUGAUUUUCAGUUGAAUCAGAAGCGUCCUUGUUUUCUACAUCCAGGAUCACCACAGAUCUUUUGAGAUCUGUCACCAGAACUUGUUGCAACCAAUAUGGGGCUGAACUUGGAAUACCCUAUAAGAUAUUUAUAUUAUCAGUAAAAUAA